AUGAGCAAGGACCUGCAUGUGUUCUCCUACUCUCAAGCCCUCAGUUGUAGCUCACCUGUGCACACUCACCACAAGGAACAGCUCUACGCUUUUGCUCAGGCAAGGUGUAGGGCCCACUCUCCAGACUGCUGCGGUACAAACAAGAAACAACAUUGGGUAGAAAAGGAAUCAGAAGUGAACCAGGAAAGAGUCAGAGAAGACGGAGAAGAUGAUGAAAACACAUUCCGGCACUCCGUAAGGGCGAGCCAUGUUCAGCUCGAGCGCCAAGAGUUUGAGUCUGGCAUCUCUCAGGCGCUGCUCGAGCUGGAGAUGAACUCGGAUCUCAAGGCGCAGCUGCGGGAGCUCAACAUCACUGCGGCCAAGGAAAUUGAAGUUGGUGGUGGCCGGAAAGCCAUCAUAAUUUUUGUACCAGUUCCUCAGCUGAAACCCUUCCAAAAAAUCCAAGUCCGGCUGGUUCGUGAAUUGGAGAAAAAGUUCAGCGGGAAACAGGUAAUCUUCAUUGCUCAGAGGAGAAUUCUGCCCAAGCCAACUCGGAAAAGCCGUUCGAAAAAUAAGCAGAAGCGCCCCAGAAGCUGCACGCUCACAGCAGUGCACGAGGCCAUCCUUGAGGACUUGGUCUUCCCGAGUGAGAUUGUGAGCAAAAGGAUCCGUGUGAAACUGGACGGCAGCCGGCUCAUAAAGGUUCAUUUAGACAAAGCACAGCAGAACAACGUGGAGCACAAGGUGGAAACUUUUUCUGGUGUGUACAAGAAGCUCACGGGCAAGGAUGUUAAUUUUGAAUUCCUAGAGUUUCAGUUGUAA
This is a messenger RNA of Chionomys nivalis (European snow vole), 801 nucleotides long. RefSeq names its product 40S ribosomal protein S7-like. Gene Ontology annotation, biological process: rRNA processing; translation; ribosomal small subunit biogenesis. The transcript is spliced from 3 exons. Gene Ontology annotation, molecular function: structural constituent of ribosome. The coding region runs from base 1 to 801 and encodes 266 amino acids. Gene Ontology annotation, cellular component: small-subunit processome; cytosolic small ribosomal subunit; 90S preribosome. The record is from RefSeq and is a predicted model, not a curated record. Lineage: Eukaryota; Metazoa; Chordata; Mammalia; Rodentia; Cricetidae.